Ambispora gerdemannii is the source of this 2502-nucleotide messenger RNA. The record is from the annotation of a GenBank genome assembly. Lineage: Eukaryota; Fungi; Glomeromycota; Glomeromycetes; Archaeosporales; Ambisporaceae.
AUGUCACGACGAACAACAGAGCAAAACCUGCAUUCUAAUAAUCAGAAUGAAUCAUCAGAAUCCAGUGAAAAAGAUAAUGUCGCGAUAUUGCAAUCUCCAUCGGCAUUACCGCUAGCAUAUAACGACAAUAACUCCAGAAUCACAGAAGAUAUCGACCUAAUACCACAAUCACUAUGGUAUCAACCAGAUCCCCAAGAAUCCUUGCCACAGCAUCUCAACAUCCAUAACUCAAUAAUUCGCUACUACAAUGAUAAACCCGAUACGAAACACAAUGAUUUAUUGUCGUCAUAUCCAGCCUUGGAGAAUAGUCCAAUUGAGGCGGUACGAGCUACCGUGUCGAAAAAUGAUGAUCGGACAUUAGAAUGCUUGACAUUUCGUUUUUGGGUGUUGAGCUUUUUGUUUACUGUGUUCGGGGCUGCGUUUACUCAAUAUUAUUAUUUUACGACUAUACCGUAUCAGUUUUCUGUGGUUUUUGUGCAGCUGGCAAGUUACCCGUUGGGAAAAUUGAUGGCUAGAUUUUUGCCACAAAGAAAAAUUCGAUUUGGAAGUUGGUUCGAGUUCUCUAUGAAUCCUGGACCUUUUAAUAUGAAAGAACAUGCUUUAAUAGGAGUUGCUGCUUCUACAGCAACUAUUUCUCCAUAUGCGAUAAACUUGUUGUCAAUGCAACGGUUAUAUGUUGCUCAAGGCUUCAAACAUGUUGGAAGUAUACUUCUUUUGAUAUCGUCACAAUGUCUCGGGUAUGGUCUAGCUGGAAUGGCAUACCCAAUUCUUGUUGAAAUACCCGAAAUGGUAUGGCCAGCCAGUUUAGUAAAUGUCGCAUUCUACAACACACUCCACGAACACAAAAAUAAUUUUAUACGAGCACUUUCAAGAAUGCAAUUCUUUUGGAUAGUUUUCGGUGUAAUUUUUCUUUGGGAACUGGUGCCGCAGUUUAUCGCGCCGAUACUUAUGAGUUUUACGGUUCUUUGUUAUUUCGGGCACAAGAAUCCUGAUUUGAUAAGACUAGGAAGUGGUGUAAAAGGCUUAGGGUUAUUGACAGUUACUUUUGAUUGGACAGAAGUGAUACAGUUUACGCCAUUAUCUUCACCUUGGUGGGCACAAUCGAAUGUCUAUUUCGGUGGAGCAGUUUUCCUUUGGAUGGUAAUGCCAAUAGUUUACUACGCAAAUCUCUGGUCAGCAAAAACAUUUACAAUCACAUCAGUAGAAUUACACGAUAACCAGGGCAAUUUUUAUAAUAUCAGUCGUAUUAUAAAGGCUAAUGAAACAACAAUUGACACCGCCCAGUACGACGCAUACUCUCCAAUCAGAAUGAGUCCGUUUAUGGCACUUUCGUAUGCCUGUGGAUUCAUUUCAAUCACUGCAACGAUAACACAUGUUUGUCUUUGGCAUGGAAAAGACAUUAUCGGAAAAUUUCAAAGCGCGAUAUUAGAUAUUCUUACCCGUGAUGAUAGAAUCACACGGUUUGAUCCAACGGCAAUGAGUGAUGUUAGUUCGGCGCCAUUCUCUACUUUUGAACAAGAUCCGAGAAAAUUGGAAAGGGAUGCUUGUAUACAUGUUAAUAUGAUGCGUGCAUAUCCUAAAGUCCCUAUUAAAUGGUACACGCUGAUAUUUUGUUUGUCUCUGAUUAUGGCGUGUGCUUUUACUGUGUUAGAACCAACGGCUUUACCCAUGUGGGGACUCUUUGCAGCUUUAGUGAUGGCAUUAAUUGGUAUUCUUCCAGUUGGAGUAAUUCAAGCAAUGACGAAUUAUCAAAUAGGACUAAACAUUAUAUCGGAAAUGAUUGCUGGCUACAUAUUUCCAGGAGAACAAGUUGCAAACGUCACAUUUAAGGUAUUCUCAUAUUGGGGAAUGGCUCAAUGUCUAACAAUGCUUCAACAGUUCAAGCUUGGCCAAUACAUGAAAAUACCCCCAAGAAAAAUGUUCAUCGUACAAAUAUACGGCACUUUACUCACCCUAACAGUAACCUACAUCGUAAUGAACUGGAUGAUAGACAGCCACUUUGAAGAAAUCACCCAAAACAAAAACGGAUUCUCUUCGAUGAUCCCGCGAAUCACACAAUCCGUCUCGAUAAUCUGGGGCGCCGCUGGCCCGCAACGUAUCUUCGGAUACGAUAGCUUGUACUUCCCGCUAGUUUGGUGCUGGCUUAUCGGAUUCCUCUUACCGAUUCCGUUCUGGCUCAUACAUAGGCGCUGGCCAAACUCGAGAUUCCCAUGGAAAUUCGUGAAUGUACCGUUGAUAUUUUUAGGGGCGCAUAUAACAGUGCAGUUCAGAAAGAACUAUUUGUUGGUUGCUCUGGUAGUGGGGUUCUGUACUCAGUUUUCAUUGUAUCGAUAUCGCCACGAUUGGUGGCGAAAGUACAAUUAUGUGGGAAAUGCAGCGUUGGAAAGUGGAGUGCAGAUUUGUCUGUUUGUUGUUUUUAUUUUCACUAAUGCAUUUUUUACGAAUAUUCAUUUUCCCGAAUGGUUCGGCAACAAUCCACUCAAUCAUGAACAAUGUGGUUAG